AUGUCCGAAGAAAUGGAACCCCCGAUGCUGCCGGCGACAACAGCACAAUCCAGCAAAAUCAACGCUAUCGACAAGGAGACGGUGCAUCGCAUAUGUUCCGGCCAGGUAGUAUUAAACUUAGCUAUAGCGGUAAAGGAAUUGGUUGAAAACUCGCUGGAUGCCGGAGCCACGCUUAUCGAGGUGAAACUGCGCGCUUGCGGUGCCGAGUUGCUCGAAGUGUCCGACAACGGUAGCGGUGUAGAGGAGAAGAAUUACGAAGGAUUAACGGCCAAAUACCAUACCUCCAAGCUGAAGGAAUUUACCGACCUAGAAUCAAUCGAAACGUUUGGCUUUCGGGGCGAAGCGCUCAGUUCGCUGUGUGCGCUCUCGGAUAUGAUAAUCACGACGCGCCACAGUACGGCUCAACACGCCACCAAGUUAACGCUCAAUCACGAAGGGCGAAUUAAAACCCGUACGCCCUGUGCUCGUCCGAUUGGCACGACGGUCAGUCUGACGAAUCUGUUCGCCACGCUGCCGGUAAGAAAGAAAGAAUUUCAGCGCAACAUCAAAAGAGAGUUUCUCCGCAUGUGUCAGAUACUGCAGGCCUACUGUCUCGUGUCGGUUGGCGUACGCAUCAUCUGCACCAACUACACGGUCAAGGGAGCCAAAUCGGUCAUUAUGAGUACGCAGGGAUCGCUGCAAGUGCUGGACAAUGUUACUGCCCUGUUUGGUACGAAACAAACGGCAGAACUGAUGAAACUCGUACCGUCCAUCGGUAGCAAUGGUAAAAUACAGGACCUAAAUUCGAGUGACUUCGAGGAUAGCCUAUCGUUGACACAGGAGGAAGUGGACAAGUUCAAUCUAUCCCGGUACACGAUCGAUGGAUACAUAUCCAGCUGUGCGCAUGGAUCGGGCCGUAGCAGCAAGGAUCGUCAGUUUUUCUUCAUCAAUUCCAGACCCUGCGAACCGAAGCAGAUCAGCAAGCUAAUCAACGAUGCGUACCAUCGGUACAACGUUCAUCAGCAUCCUUUCGUUUACCUGAAUCUCAUGCUGGACCGGUCGGAGGUGGACGUAAAUUUGACCCCCGACAAACGCCAGGUGCUGGUGAACAACGAAAAGAUCCUAAUGCUAGCGAUAAAGAAAUCGAUCUGGAAAACGUUCGACAGCGUUCCGUCCUCUUUUAAGAUGCAAAAUCACAACCUAAGUGAUACGAGCCGGUUGCUCAACAUAUCGCUUCCAGCCGCAAAAGAACCCGGCGACGAUGAUGACGGUGAGCAAGAAGAUUCUCUCGAUGUAAGUUCAAACACGGACCAAUGCUCGGCGGGUGAAAUGCUCUUCACUUUCCAAGCACCGAAAGCAAAUGCUUCGCACACUGCUGCCGCUGGUGGAGGUAUGAAACGGAAAAGAACCUCCACCGCUAAUGGAGGAUUACAGAAAAUGAUAGAUUUUUUAAACGUCACAAAAGCUACUCAGAAAACCGCCAGCAACAGUGUAACGGAUAGUUCAUUCGAUGAGGAAGAGAUGCGUACGACUAAGCAGGUAAAACGAGAAGAAAACCCUUACGAUUUGACCAUCCUCAGGGAACCGUGCAACUUGAAAGAGGCUGAAAAUGAUGCUAAGGACACGGUUAAAGUCAUACGCUGUACAAACAGCCAGCAGCCGGCUGAUGGUGUUGAAAUCACAACCAAGCCUAACGGGAAUGCACCGGCUGCAUCUUCCUCUCAGGAAUCUGUCACCGAUUUGAUAUCCUUGAUGAGCUGCCAACAGGAAGGUACCGAUUCGGCCGACUCGUUAUCGCAAUCCAGUGCCACAACUACUCCGUCCGAUGGAGUGGAAAUCAAACGAGAAUCUAGCUCCGAAUCGUUGCUUUCCCUCAACCAGUUUGCUGCUCCGAUCAAGCGAGAAUUGAGCGAUACCAGCGUAGCAUCUACAAUUUCCGGCCCAAUGAUCAUCAUUGACGAUGAACUGUCCGAUGGCGAAGAUGAUAUGCGACACCGCAAUUCGCAGCAACUAUCCGUUACCUUGGAAUCCCUAGAACAGCUUAUCGCCCGCGAACAAACGCUUCAAUCCGGCCGAUCCGCUGAUCAAGGUUUACUGACCCGAUUGCGGUUCAAAAGCAAAAUAAACCCCACGAGUAACAAGGCAGCCGAAAGUGAGCUUCAAACAGAGAUAACUAAAACCGAUUUUGCGGCGAUGGAAAUUGUGGGACAGUUCAAUCUCGGCUUCAUCAUCGUACGGCUCGGGGACGAUCUGUUUAUCGUCGAUCAGCACGCCACGGACGAGAAGUACAACUUUGAGGAUCUGCAACGUACGACGGUGCUGCAGAAUCAACGGUUAGUCGUACCGCAACCACUCGAACUGACCGCGGUCAACGAGAUGGUACUGAUCGAUAAUUUGGACAUUUUCGAAAUGAAUGGUUUCAAGUUCGAGGUGGAUGGAGCAGCACCGACAACGCGAAAGGUGCGCCUGAUAGCGAAACCGUACAGCCGCAACUGGGAGUUCGGCAAGGAGGAUAUAGACGAGCUGAUCUUCAUGCUACAGGACGCACCGAACACGGUCUGUCGACCGUCGCGAGUGCGGGCAAUGUUUGCUUCCCGUGCCUGCCGGAAAUCCGUCAUGAUUGGAAGGGCUCUGUCGGGGCGUGAAAUGGAACGGCUCAUCCGGCACAUGGGCGAAAUUGAUCAACCGUGGAACUGUCCACACGGAAGACCAACGAUGCGCCAUCUGGUGAAUCUAGCGAUGAUCAGUGAGAUCGAUAAAAACGCACCCGAUCAAAUCAAACGAGAGAGUCCUGCCGAUGACGAUGUGGAGAACAAUGAGUGUGAAUAA
Anopheles marshallii is the source of this 2808-nucleotide messenger RNA. It is a transcript of the gene Pms2, whose product is annotated as mismatch repair endonuclease PMS2. NCBI's taxonomy places the organism in Eukaryota, Metazoa, Arthropoda, Insecta, Diptera, Culicidae. Gene Ontology annotation, cellular component: MutLalpha complex. Bases 1 to 2808 code for a protein of 935 amino acids. Gene Ontology annotation, biological process: mismatch repair. The record is from RefSeq and is a predicted model, not a curated record. Gene Ontology annotation, molecular function: ATP binding; ATP-dependent DNA damage sensor activity; ATP hydrolysis activity. The transcript is spliced from 4 exons.